Cynocephalus volans (Philippine flying lemur) is the source of this 2544-nucleotide messenger RNA. Its product is annotated as nuclear RNA export factor 2-like. The record is from RefSeq and is a predicted model, not a curated record. Gene Ontology annotation, molecular function: protein binding; RNA binding. Gene Ontology annotation, biological process: poly(A)+ mRNA export from nucleus. Gene Ontology annotation, cellular component: nucleus; cytoplasm. Lineage: Eukaryota; Metazoa; Chordata; Mammalia; Dermoptera; Cynocephalidae.
AUGGCAAGAGGUAAGCUCCCCAGCAGACACAAGCCAGCUCCUGGAAACACCUGCACUGGCUGGACCACCACCUCCUGUCUCUCUUCUAGGAGCAGCUUGUGCAAGUACUUCAAGGAUGACAGGAAUAUGAAGAAGCUGAAGGACCCCUACCUGCGGAGGCGGCUGCUGAAGCACACAAAACGUGACAUCGUGGACUCCCUCAGUGUGUUGCCCAAAACUCAGCAUGACCUCAGCUUCUUCAUGGUGGACAUGUGCAUCCAGACGGUGAGCACCUGCUUCCUCCCUGGGCAGCACCAGAGAGAAGGAGGUGAGGAUGAGGGCAAAGUGGACCCUGAGAAACCCAUCACAAUUUCACAUGGAAAACUCUCGUCCUGUGGCAUGGCUGAGAACACAAAGAUGGUGGCAGCUGUACUCAAGAAAAAAAGAUAUGGGGGUUCUUUCCAAGGGAAUUUUGGAAAGGGAAACCUUCAUUAUGCAGAUGGUGGGUAUGAGCUUCUGCCUUCCCACUUUCAGGAGGAUGAUGAAAACGUGGCAAUGAGGGAUAUCCAAGAGGACUCCCAAAUAUGUCACAACCCGUCUACCUUCCAACCUGACAAUCGUAGUGUAAAAUGGCAUAAAGAAUACCAAGAUAGAAUUCCACAAGAAAGAGAAAUGGAGGAGAUCACACAAGAUGGCUCUGGGGAGUGGUUCAAGAUCACAAUUCCAUAUGGGAGAAAGUAUGACAAGACAUGGCUAAUGAAUUCAAUCCAGAGCCACUGCAGUGUCCACUUCAGCCCGGUCGAUUUCCACUAUGUCAAAAAUCGGGCCCAGUUCUUUGUCCAGGACGCUAGUACUGCCUCCGCACUGAAGGAUGUCAGCUACAAGAUUUGUGGUGAGAAGAAUCGAAAGAUAUGUGUCUUUGUCAGUCCUUCUGCUGUACCCUACUCUGUGCAGAAUAAGUUGAAGCCAGAACAAAUGGAGCAGCUAAAGCUGACCAUGAACAAACAAUAUGAUGUCUCCCAGCAAUCUCUAGACCUCCAGAGGCUGCACUUUGACUCAGACUUGGUGGGCCAUGAUAUCGACAUAAUCCUGAAUCGAAGAAACUGCAUGGCUGCCACCCUGCAGAUCAUUAAAAGGAAUUUCCCUGAGCUGUUGUUCUUAAACUUGUGCAACAACAAACUGUACCAGCUGGAUGGCCUGUCUGACAUUACAGAGAAGGCCCCUAUAGUCAAGAUCCUGAAUCUUUCCAAAAAUCAGCUGAAGUCAGUGUAGGAGUUGGACAAGGUGAAAGGGUUGAAGCUGGAAGAGCUGUGGCGGGAAGGGAACCCCUUGUGCAGAACCUUCCCAGACUAAUCUUCCUAUGUAAGUGCCAUCCAGGAUUGUUUCCCCAAAUUGUUAUCCCUGGAUGGCCAGGAGUUACCACCACCAAUUAUAAUUGACAUUGAAGUCCCUGAUAUAAUCAAACCUUGUAAGGAAAGUUAUAAAGGAUCUGAGACCUUGAAGAAUCUGGUCUGCAAUAUCCUGUUCUCUUUGUUCUCCAACAGGUAUUACUUGAUCUAUGACUCUGGAAAUCGAAAGGGUCUUCUUGAUGCUUACCAUGAUGAGGCCUGCUUCUCUCUGGCCAUUCCUUUUGACCCCGAAGACCCAGCACUGAGCAGCUUGGAGGAGUACUUAAAGGAUAGCAGAAAUAUGAAGAAGCUCAAGGACUCUCAUAAGUGGGUGAGGGGGGAAGAUCAGCAUGGGAAAGGGGGUCUGCUGAAGCACACCAAACGUGACAUUGUGGACUCCCUCAGUAUGUUGCCCAAAACUCAGCAUGACUUUAACUCCUAUCAUCAGUUCAGGCAGGCCCAGAAAGAAACAAUGCUCUACUUUUCUAUUAAUGGAGUGUUCAAGGAAGUGGAAGGAAAUUCUCAGGGUUCUGUUCGUGUCUUCACCUGGACCUUCAUCUUGACUUCUGGCAGCAACUCCAGUCUGUGCAUUGUGAACGAUGAGCUAAUUGUGAGGAAUGACAGCACCAAAGAGACGCAGACUGCCUUCUCCAUCCCAAUGCUCACAUCCUUCUCCAGCUCCAUGUCCACCCUCUCCAAGGAACAGCAGGAAAUGGUGCAGGCUUUCUCCACCCAGUCUGGGAUGGACUUUGAGUAGUCUCAGAAGUGCCUUCACGACAACGAGUGGAACUACACCUGAGCUUGUCAGGUCUUCACUAUACUCCAGGUGUCCAUAAGAGAAAGUGGCAUUGGGGCCGACAAAAUUGGUGAGAAGACACAAGCGUGGCUCCAGCUGCUGCUGUUGCUAGUAGCCAUCCAAACUGGCACUACAGCUCUGAUCAGGCCAGCCAUGCACAGGAUCUUUGCCCACACUGCUGCACCAAUCAGCCCAGCUGUGCAAGGGACCUCUACUGCAGCUGCUUGCAGUGCAGGGGCCUUUGCUAGUGGCUGUCUACACUGCCGCACCAGCUGGACCAGCCACACAUGGGACCCCUGCCCAAGCAGCCUCAAUAGCCAGCUCAGCUAUUUGUGGGUCCGCCUGCCGCAGUUGCAGGCAGUGCAGCUACUGCCGCCAUAG